Aureococcus anophagefferens is the source of this 354-nucleotide messenger RNA. RefSeq lists its product as hypothetical. NCBI's taxonomy places the organism in Eukaryota, Pelagophyceae, Pelagomonadales, Pelagomonadaceae. The transcript has a single exon. The annotation marks the transcript as partial. The record is from RefSeq and is a predicted model, not a curated record.
AUGGAGCUCAUCCAGGACUUCGGGCCCUCGGACCCGCCGGGCCAGGCUCAAACAUUCGGUCUGACGGGCGCCGGGUCUUUGAACGGGGGCGCGAAGAAGCGCGGCCGCGGGUCCGGUGGCCCGAAGACGCUCUUCGCGAACAAGAUCAACGCGUCCCAGAGCCCGUCGUCGGCGAGGCCCUCGCCGCGGCCCGCCGCGCCCGCCGCGAAGAUCCCGAAGAAGGCCGCGCGGCCGGCGGCGCCCGCGCGGCCCCCGGCCGAGGCCCGCGCCCGGGACGCGGACUGCGAGAGCCAGGAGGCCGUGCUCGGGCUGCUCGACACGCUCGAGGAGAUCGACGUCGCGCGGGCGGACGAC